Fimicolochytrium jonesii is the source of this 1148-nucleotide messenger RNA. RefSeq lists its product as uncharacterized. The transcript has 4 exons. The coding region runs from base 109 to 996 and encodes 295 amino acids. Lineage: Eukaryota; Fungi; Chytridiomycota; Chytridiomycetes; Spizellomycetales; Powellomycetaceae. The record is from RefSeq and is a predicted model, not a curated record.
UGUAUACCGUUUUCAUGUCAUGUCAAUAGAACCUCAGACGCCUGUGCUCCUUAAGCCCGUAUGGUUUGAACUAAAUGGUCGAAUCGCCGAUCUUCGAAAUUCUGCAACAUGAGCGCCAGGGGUCUCGGCAAAGAGGUUCAGCAGUUCUUGGAUGCUCUAGCUGGGUUGCACGCUAGGCUGUCGCUGGUGCCACCUGACAUCAUCCAGACACUGGUGUUUUUGGCGUGUAAACUGUUAGAAGCGGAUCUUGCAGUUGCCUCAACGAAAUUAUGUUUACCAUCCCAAGUACACGUUCAACCCUGGAUUAGCAAGCACUUCGAGUGGAUGCACCCUUUCGAGUAUAUUGCCCUUGCGGUCAGUUUUCAAGUACGUGCGGAAGCCCGAGGUGGGCUGUCAGAAGACGCUCAAGUUCGUCGAGCGUUGGAGCUCAUGGCAACAGAGACAUUGAUCGAUAUCAAACCAAACGCGCUUCGUGGAGGGCGCUUGAAUAAGAUGAUGCCCACCGUCAUCGCAAUAGGCAUCUUCCAAGACAUCGGCUUGGUAAUUGGCACAAGUGUGGAAUUUAGAGGAACACGUUUGGACAGGGCUGCGUUCCAUGAGCGGCGUCAGCAGCGCUUCUCCGUCGGCAUAGAGGUACCCACGACCCGCCUGCUCCCACUGGUUCAAAGAACUGUGGAGGAUGAUGUUUUGGUGAGAAUGAGCAAUGAUCGAUCUUUGAGCGUCGCCCAUUCGCAACCUUCCGGUAGAACUGCAAAAUUUAUUCGAGCAUUUAGGUUCGACUAUCGAACCAGGGCCUACGUCGAUGUCGCCCCGUGCAAUGCAUGUUUCUGCUUGUACCGGUCAUGGUGGCCAUCACACCUCCAGCCUUCCGAUCUUUCGAAUGGAGUGCUUCAAACUGCGCCAAUAAACUGCGCAGAACACGCCGCUGUACACCUCUCACGCAUGGAUUUAACUUUCCAUGAUCUCUUUAGUAUGUUGGAUUCGAAUAUUCUUUAGGAAAAUUUCGUUGAUGUUAUAAAUUCCACCUUCAACUUCCCCUGUAAAAAGUCCGUGAUGCUGUCCGCGAUUUUGAACAGGUUUUCCCCACGCAAUUUGCCCACAAUUACAGAUCCAUUCGUAUGCAUAAAAAGAACAGGGGUCCUUUCCAG